Messenger RNA from Cheilinus undulatus (humphead wrasse), 3057 nucleotides. RefSeq lists its product as uncharacterized. Gene Ontology annotation, molecular function: 3'-5'-RNA exonuclease activity. The transcript is spliced from 4 exons. The record is from RefSeq and is a predicted model, not a curated record. Bases 130 to 2697 code for a protein of 855 amino acids. Lineage: Eukaryota; Metazoa; Chordata; Actinopteri; Labriformes; Labridae.
UUUUGAGGCUGUGGAGGAGCGAAUGUGUUGUUGUGGUAAUAUAUGUGGUAGUAUCGGGCAGUGGGAGAUAUUCUCUUGAAGGUAAUCGUCGUUAGAGGUGCAUCCUUCAAGACAACACUGAGGCCUGCAAUGGAGGAGUACGAUGACUUCACUCUGUCUGGUAAAGCAGCUGUAACUGAAGCUAAUCUACGAGAUGAAUACUAUUGGAAGCUCGUUGCAGACUUCAUCGGUGCUCAAUCAGGGGAAGGACUGGAGCUUGAAACAGCACCAUGCAAGAACAGAGUUUUAAUUCAAAUAGGACUGUUGAGAGAAGACAAUAAUUUCCCCUGGAUUGCCAUCUUAGACUGGCUUAAGAAGAUCUUCCCCCGUCAUCAGUCGGCUGACUUUCGCCGUUUGAUUGAGAGAGGCAUUGCCACAACAUUGAGUCUGGGAAUCUGUGCAAGGCUCACCUUCCUGGAGUCGGACGUCAACUUUAGCUUUGUGGGCCCAGUAUGUGACAGUAUUGGAGUUGAGCGAGAACAUCUUUUGGAGAUGAGGGAUUUUUCAGAGCGAGCGCAGAUGUUUGAAGUCACCAACGGACUGAUUCUCGAAUUGAACAACUUUGCUGCAAGAGAGAAAAUUUCGCCUGUUGCAAUAGUUCCUUGGCUGAGAAACUUCGACCCUGACUUCUGUAAGAAAGGAAAUAUUCAAAGUGCAUAUUCAGUUAUUAAAGACAGGAUAAAAAAGUUAAAACAGCUCUGCCGCAGUUAUGAAACAAGAAGCCACAGGAGGAGUGCAGCGAUGGAGAAUUUCCUUCAGACUCCAUUUGAACUUGAGCAGAAAAAAGCGCCCAAAAUAGUAAAGAAACGCAUGAGAAAAGACCACAGCUUUAUUUUUGAGAAAGCUGUGAUAAAGGAGGAAAUUGAGGACUUUGAAAUCAUGCAAGAUGAGGGGUCUGCCGUGAAUGAAGGAGAUGCAGAGGAAUUAGAGGAUGUUUCUGAAAGUGGUGAAAGUGAAGAGGACUCGGAUGAUGCAGCCGAGAGCAGAGAAGAAACAGCAAACGAAGAGGCUCUGUCCCUGCUUGACAUCACAAUGCAGUCCAUCGAAAAGCUUUUUCGCAGGUACGGCAAGAAAUCUCAACUAUCCAAGAAAGCUUCCUUGAAUCUCCUUAAAAGGAAGUACGCUCUGACAUGCAUGGAGCACCCAGCCGUGGCAGAAUUUAAUAAAACCCUCAACUUAAUGUCUGGAGACAUUCCCCUCGCCUCUCCUGUGGUGUUUCUAAACUUCAAUGCCAGCUUCCUUGUUGACUUGUAUGAUGCUGUUGAGGAGCAGAUUAUGAGCUUUGAAAAGGAGAUAAUUUUAUCCACAGGAGAUAAACUCGGGCGUGACAAGCUCCCAAACUUUAAGCACUUUCUGAAUAUGCAAGAAAGUGCUACUUCACGUUACAUUCACAUGGCUAGUGAUAUCUUGUGCCCUCGCUCCCGGGAUACACAAAACUACAGAAAGCACUGGGUAGCUUUUUGUGAAGAGAAGAAAAAUCCAUCAAGAUUUGGAAUGAACCAAUCAAACCGAUGCAUCAGCUACUUUGAAACUGCAGCAGGUCUAAUUCACCACCACAAAGAGAUUGCUCUCUUCAUCUCUGAUCUGCUGUCACUGGACGAAGAACAGUGUCCGAAUGUUAUCCUGGAGAGUAUUGCAGCUGACGCUAACGACUCGGUGAUACAGAGCCUUGUGUGCGUCCUGGCCGUCCUUUACUGUAAAAUCAUCGGCCCUUACUGGCAGCUUCUGAAAAGCGGAGGGGAGUACUCGCUCUACAGCAAGUACAUGCUCUAUCUUUACCAAAAGUUUCUCGACUGGUCCAAAGAUCCUGCAACGCUGCUGGAACCUGAAGAAACCACUAAUGUUUUCCUGCAGUUCCCACUGCAUGAAAAGACCUUCAGUGGCGUGUUUCAUUACUGCGGUCAGUGGCACACAAACAGAGACAUGAUCAGAGCGUUCCUGAAAAGGACGGUGAAGGCGAUAGCUGGUGUUACAGACGAACACUUGAGGGCUUUCCUGCCUGGAGGAACAUUCGGUCAGGUACCUUCACCUGAGGUAAGCUCACAACUUGUUAGCUGCACAUUCUCAGUAUUGAUGGCGGAGUAUCCCUCCAGCCAAGAAAGCUCCCCCAAGAGGAAGAAACCACGCAAGUCCUCCAAACACUUCAAGACUUUAUCAUCAGGUAGCUCUCAGGAAGACAACAGAUCUGAUUCCUCAGACCACGAGGAUGAUGAGACAAGUUGGCAAGUUAGAAAGAAAGGGCAAAGAAUAGUACUGGAAAAGACAGAAAAGGCGCCAAAAGAGGAGGACGAGAUAAACAUGGACAGGGAGUACAUCAUGGAAACUGUGACCAGAAAUGGAGGGCCAUGCAAGACGCAGCGGGACGUCGAUCAAAUGAUGCUUCGAUUUGAUGGAAAAUCCCGAGCUGAGAAACGUGACGGAGUCCGCUGUGAGAUACUGUACCAGAGGAUUAUCCUGAACAACCCUGACCAUCACCUCGAUUGUUUGUACGAGAACACCUCAGUCAUGGCAGUAAAGUUGAAGAAGGUACUCCCACGUGUGCAACCCGGGUACACGCUUGUUUUGGCACCUAAAAGGACAAAAGCAAAACCUGUGCGCAAAGACACAAAGAUGGAUCAGAGUGAAAGCAGCAAUUUAAAUGCAUCAGAAAUGGCAUGAUUAUGAGAGGGGAGGAAAAUGAAUGUCUUGGGAAGACCGAGGGAAGAAAAUGAGGUUAACAUGCUUCAUCAUAUGAUUCUGUGUUUACAGAUUAUGCAGGAAUACUUACAUUGACCCAAAUCCUUCAAAACAAUAUAAUGUAUGAUUCAGUUUAUGCCACAUGCAGCCGUCAUGUGUCUGUUACAUACUCUUCAGUUUCAAUAAAGGAAACAUGCAUUAUGUUCUUAUACUUUUGAUUUGACACAACCUUUAUUGUAUCAUGCUGUAUUAUAAGACAUUACUGUGAAUAUAGUUUUUUUUUUUGUUAAGAGGAAACUUUUAUUUUGAUCACACAGAUGUCAGAUACUGUUGGGAUAUGUA